Messenger RNA from Cladocopium goreaui, 933 nucleotides. The record is from the annotation of a GenBank genome assembly. NCBI's taxonomy places the organism in Eukaryota, Dinophyceae, Suessiales, Symbiodiniaceae.
AUGACCGAUUCCUUUGAUCUGUGGGGUGCAUCCUUGUGCUGGGCUGAUGAGGCCAUGGUAGACCAAGAUUCUGAAUGGGUACUGACCUGGCAGGGCGGAGUGGCUCCGCCUGAAGCUGUGCCGAGCACUGCAUCCGAACGUGAGCUGAAUAUUUUGUCCACGCAAGACAUCAUUGAUCACGAGGCCUCCUUCGAUUGUGGCGGCUCCCUGGUUCGACAGGAGAAGUCCGAGCGCUGCAGCGACACUGCAUCUUCAAGGUGCAUCCGUCUGAUGUUUUUUUUUUUUCAAAGUCAGUCAGAUGGGUGUGAUUGGCACUCCCCCGUAGAUGUUGCUGCCGAUGCACCCAGUGAGAGCUGGCCGGCCAUGCCCGCAACGUGCCCUGCGCAGGAAACGCAGCCUGCGGCCAUCGAAAGUCACCAGGUGCGGCUAUUUGAUGAGACACAAUUAUAUGUCAGCACACCACAAGGGCUUCCUGCAAGUGCUGCAGACCACAUUGCUGAAAUCGACCGAUCCCUGGCCGACGCAAAGAGUAUAUCAGGUGCUGCACAAGAGACCUUGGUCUACGAGGUCGACAAUGCUGGAGUUGACCCUGAAGCUGCUUGCGUCAUACCAGGUGCUGCACAAGAGACCUUGGUCUACGAGGUCGACAAUGCUGGAGUUGACCCUGAAGCUGCUUGCGUCAUACCAGGUGCUGCACAAGAGACCUUGGUCUACGAGGAAGUGGGCCAACCUGAAGGAGUUAACACCCUGGAGUACAUUGCUGCCACUCAAUCAUCUCCAUCCCAGCUUGGUGCUGUGGACAGCGAGACUUUGUUAUAUCCUGUCUCGGAGCACUUCGUCACCGUGUCAACAGUGGCCACACCUGUGCGUCAAGGAACAUAUGUGGCCAACACUUCUGGACGCUAUGCCAGGGAUGCGCGCUUGCAGGAGUGA